This is a messenger RNA of Stylophora pistillata, 474 nucleotides long. Its product is annotated as ribosome maturation factor RimP-like. NCBI's taxonomy places the organism in Eukaryota, Metazoa, Cnidaria, Anthozoa, Scleractinia, Pocilloporidae. The record is from RefSeq and is a predicted model, not a curated record.
AUGGACCUUAUUAAGCGUAUUGAUUCACUAAUCUCUCCCUCUCUUCACGAGAUGGGGCUUUCCCUUGUGCGCAUUCAACUCAGCGGGAAAGAGCGCGUUAAAUUGCAAAUCAUGAUUGAACGCCAUGACGAUACACCUGUGAAUAUUGGAGACUGUCAACAAGCCUAUAAAACCAUUUCUACGUUAAUGGAUGUAGAAGAUCCCAUCAAAGGGUCUUAUACCUUAGAGGUCUCCUCGCCAGGUUUAGAUCGCCCUUUAGUCAAGCUAAAAGACUUUGAACGUUUCACAGGAAAUAGGGUUAAGCUGACAACACACACCCCUAUUGAGGAGAGAAAAAGGUUUUCUGGCCUGCUGCAAGGCGUCAAGGACGAAACUGUUAUUUUAGAGGUUGACCUUUCAGACGGAGAAAGCGCUGAACUUCAUGUUGAUUUUUCUAAUAUCCGUCAAGCAAACAUUAACUCGAGCAACAAUUAG